CCUGAUGGCCAUGGAAGACAGUUUCGGAGAAGAAGACCUCGCCAACGUCGCUAUAGGAAACACUAGCCACCGUUUCAGUCAUCCCAUCAAAAUCGAGCAAGCAAGUGAUUCAAUCGACGGUGUAGACUCAAUCAGCUCUCUACCCGAAGACAUACUCCACCGUAUCCUCUCCUUAGUUCCCACCAACAUCGCCAUCAGAACCUCUGUUUUGUCAAAACGAUGGAGGCAUGUUUGGUCUAAGUCACCUUAUCUCUACUUUGAUCAGCUUAGAAUCUCCCCUGAAUCGAUAAACGAAACCCUAAACAACUACUCGGCCACCAAUAUCACAAGUUUCCAUCUUGUCACAAGCUUGCUCAACAACAGGAUUCACUUUGUUGAUAGCUGGAUCGGGUUCGCCAUCUCCCACGGAACUGUGAAUCUAACUCUGGAGUUUUGUGAUUCUCGUGUUGGCCGUUACAAGUUUCCAGAUUUCUUCUACAACAAUUCCUCUGUUCAGCAACUCUUGAUCAUCAUCAACUCGGGACCUGCUGUUGAUUUGAUUCCCAGUUGCAACGUGUCUUGGACGUCACUAAAGUACUUGUCUUUGAGCUCUUGUAGACUCUCUGAUGAAACCUUUCCUAAGAUCUUGUCUGGUUGUCCAGUCCUGGAAAGCUUGAGACUGCAGAACUAUGGUUCAGUUAAGUUUCUUGAUCUGAGUGAAUUGCGUCUCUUGAGAAGAUUGGAUUUAGAUUGCUGCUCCUCGGUUCGAGAACCAACGAAGAUCGUGGCGCCGCAUAUACAUUAUCUGAGAUUGAGAGCUCAAUGCACUUUACUUGAUGUCUCGUCUUUAAUUGAAGCUAACGUAGACUCUUCAGUUAACUAUCUCUUGCCUAGUAUCUCUUAUCAUGAAACUGAGCCCUUGAAGCUAGCCAUAGUGCAAGCAAUGCUAGACAAGUUGCAGAACGUAGAUAAGCUUACUCUUGGGGUUGAGUUUCUUCGGGUAAUGUCGCCAUUAUUUCAUUCUUUUAAUCCUUAGUGCGUAAGAACUCUUUAUGUUGCGGACUCACUUGAGCUGUAAUUAGUUGGU
This is a messenger RNA of Camelina sativa (false flax), 1066 nucleotides long. Lineage: Eukaryota; Viridiplantae; Streptophyta; Magnoliopsida; Brassicales; Brassicaceae. The record is from RefSeq and is a predicted model, not a curated record.